This is a messenger RNA of Hydra vulgaris (swiftwater hydra), 1631 nucleotides long. RefSeq names its product UDP-GalNAc:beta-1,3-N-acetylgalactosaminyltransferase 2. Lineage: Eukaryota; Metazoa; Cnidaria; Hydrozoa; Anthoathecata; Hydridae. Gene Ontology annotation, molecular function: hexosyltransferase activity; UDP-glycosyltransferase activity. Gene Ontology annotation, cellular component: Golgi membrane. The record is from RefSeq and is a predicted model, not a curated record.
AAAUAAUUUUUUUUUUUUAAAGUUUUUAAACAAAUCAAAUUCAUAAAAUAUUCAUAAAGUAUUAUAUGGCACUCAAUCUGGUGUUGGCUUGUGGCACUCAAUGAAGUGGUGGAUUGUGGCUUCUCUGUUUGCAAUUGCUGCAGUUUUUGUUGCUUGGAAAAACUAUUCAUUUACUCAUGGAAAUUAUGAACUAAUAAUUGGUAUUUUGUCUUCUCGAAAUCAUUUUGACAAUAGAAGAGUUAUUCGAAAUGGGCUAAAAGAUUCUCUGUCCCCAAAUGUAUUAUUAAAGUUUAUCGUAAGCAAGAAUGCAUGCAAUAUUCCUCCAGAAGAUCGUGUUGAUGAGUUCAGAUGUGAAGCAUCACACAGCUCUCACAAAAAAAUAGAUUAUGAAAUGCAUACAACAUAUUAUCUCCAGAACAUUCCUACAGAUUUUCAACUCAUCAACGCUGGUGAUUAUGGACUUGAUUUUCAAGUGAAUCAUCCAAUUGUUAUACAUGAGUUAGGUGUAUAUGACCAUGCCCAAGAUGGAAUUAAAGGAAUGCUCAAAGUUGUUUUAUAUAACUAUGGUAACAAGGAUGUCGUUACAAAAGCUGUCUUCACUUCAUUUAGCACUGGAGAAAAAGAUGGCUUCUAUUUAUAUAAGCCAGCUAAAAGAUUUGUCUUACCAAAGGGUUUUUAUGGUUCACUUGUGGUGCAAGGAGUUUCAAAUGAUGAUCCAGUUUUGGGAAAUGCUGAUUGUAUAGUUAAUAGUGGUGGAGGUUUGAUUACACAUAAAAUGUUUUACCGGAGUUUAUCUGCAACUGACAGUUAUUUCCCUGGAUUUCAAAAUAAAUACUUUAACAGUUCUUGCUUUAUUGCUGGACCUUCUUUCAGAUAUUCUUCAUAUGAAAAUAGUGAUAAUGGUGAAAGUGAUUUUCAGAGAAUGCAACGACACAAAUACUAUUCAAAUCAAAUUGAAGAACAGGAAAAACGCUUACAAAAAGAGUAUUUGGAAUAUAACGAUAUAUUUUUUGCUGAUGUUGUUGAAAGUUAUCGUAUGUUACCCAUGAAAAUGCUUCACUUUUAUUCUUGGCUUUCAGUAAAAGAAUUCAGUUUUUUUUUAAAGUCUGAUGAUGAUUGCUUCAUUAAUGUAACUGCAAUAUUACAGAUGUUGAAGUAUACUUUACGAAACGGAAAAAAUAAUAUUGUUUUUGGAAGCUUUAGACUGAAUUUUGCUUUGGAUCAACAUGGCAAGUGGGCUGAGCAUGACUUUAUAUCGUUAACUUAUCCACCAUUUCCAUGUGGAUCUGGUUAUUUAUUAUCAAAAGAUAUUGUGGACUGGAUAUUUUACAAUAAGUUUCGUCUCAAGAUUUAUCAAGGAGAAGAUGUAUCUCUUGGUAUAUGGUUAUCUGCUAUAAAUGUUAAUCUAAUUAACGACAAUCGUUUUAGAUGUACUCGAAAUGGACAUGAUGGAGAUUCUUUCACUUCUCCAGACCAUACUCUAGAAGAUUUAAUUUAUCAUUUUGGACCAAAUAAAAAUAUAUUUUAAUCUUUUUAUGAUCAUAUAUAUAUUGUAAAGUUAUAUUUAUUAAAAAUGUUUAGUUUAUUUUAAUGGUUGCGUAAUGAAAAAAUAGUAGUUUAAGAGUUCUAAA